Messenger RNA from Fomitiporia mediterranea MF3/22, 628 nucleotides. RefSeq lists its product as uncharacterized. NCBI's taxonomy places the organism in Eukaryota, Fungi, Basidiomycota, Agaricomycetes, Hymenochaetales, Hymenochaetaceae. The record is from RefSeq and is a predicted model, not a curated record. The transcript has 5 exons. The coding region runs from base 24 to 548 and encodes 174 amino acids.
AGCUCACCAACAAAACAACCAACAUGCCGCAGAGGGCAGUAACAACGCCCUACCCGCUCAUUGACAGCGAUCCUCACGCUUUUCGUGUUGUUCGUUAUUUCCGCCCGUCCGACUAUGCAACGAUCGCUGCUGGGACAGCGGCCUUUCCUGCUGCAUUGUACUUCUGGGACAUGGCUGACCCAUCGCACCUGCGCUUAAGGACGAGCUUGCGCUUGGGGGGUUUCCUUGGCUUUUUGGGCGGCUUCAUGUUGGCGUACCAACGCUCAAGCUUCCGCUUCUGGGGAUGGUCUGAGAACAAGCGUGAAGAAGAGAGGGACCUUGCAGAGCUUUCCCAACGAGCAAGGGAAGGCAAACCGCUCUACGGCGAAUCUGAUCAACCCGCUUGGGUACAAGGUGUCGCUCACAACAACUCUGCCUACUCUCAGCUCAAGCUUCAUGCAUUCCCCUUGUUCAACCUCGUCAACCACCCCCAUCAUGGCACUGACCCGGCGAAAUAUGGAGUAACGACCGAAAGCAAGAAUGAAGAGCCAGUAAAGGACGAAGAGUAGAUUGUCUUCGUGUCUAAUAUUCUAAUAUAUUUCUCUGCAUCUAACAUAUUGUAAGUGUCGAAGAUAAUAGGCAGCGCAAC